Molecule: messenger RNA, 9789 nt
Organism: Pogoniulus pusillus (Red-fronted tinkerbird)
Lineage: Eukaryota; Metazoa; Chordata; Aves; Piciformes; Lybiidae
Product: vascular endothelial growth factor receptor kdr-like
Exons: 30
Coding region: 210-4154 (1314 amino acids)
Biological process (GO): positive regulation of kinase activity; vascular endothelial growth factor receptor signaling pathway; protein phosphorylation
Cellular component (GO): plasma membrane; signaling receptor complex
Molecular function (GO): growth factor binding; vascular endothelial growth factor receptor activity; ATP binding
Source: RefSeq, a predicted model, not a curated record
AAGAAAAACUACAUCUGCAGCCCAAGGAUGAAGCAGUGAGUGGGAAGAACAACUUAACUGGGAUCAACAAGUGGGAAUUUCUGCACUUCUCUGCCCAGCCCUGCAAGCUUUUCAGAAACUUGCUGCUGGAAAAAGGAAAACUUUAUUCCUGCUGUUUCCUUUGGACUGCUGCUGCGUUUCACAAGGGAUUUUUUUAGGAGGAAUUGGAGAUGCUCCCCAAGCUCAGCACAACCCUGGCUCUCUGUGUCCUUCAGGGGCUGCUCCUGAUGCACGGUCUAGCUGAAGAUGAAUUCUUUGAGAAACCAACACUAAGCAUCACAAAAAACCACAUUGUCCUCUUACCAGGAGACACCCUCAAAAUAAAAUGCAGAGGAGCAUCAUCUGUGAGCUGGCUUCUGAGGGGGGACCAGAAGGAAGACCCUCGGGUGGACGUCAGCAAUUGUGGCAAUAACACAAGGCAGAACUGCAGCAUGCUUGUCGUCAGGAAGCUCAUAGCUAACGACACUGGUUACUUCACCUGCAGCCACCACAGUGCCCCAGCCAACGAGGAUCUCAUGGCCAAGAUAUAUGUGUUUGUUAAAGACUACAGAAACCCAUUUGUGGAGAUUCACCCGGAACACCCGGAAAUAAUCUACAUUUUAGAUGCUAAGAAAACAGUUGUUGUCCCUUGCCGAGUCACCUCACCAGAUAUCAGACCUAAGCUUACCCAGUACCCUUAUUCAGUAGAGAUGAACUUCAGGAAGAUGGUGUGGGACCCGAGAAGAGGAUUUGUCAUCCCCUCUCAUUCCUUCAUUUACUCUGGAGUACUCACAUGCACUGCCACCGUCAAUGGAACUGUGUUCACCUCCUAUUACCUAGCACAGAGACUGGAGGGCAGAGUACAGAACCUGGCUCUGAAAGCAACUCCCAAAAAACUGCUGGUGGGAGAAACUCUCUACCUGGAAUGCAGAGCAGAAACCUUCAUCAAUGGGCGCAUUGAGCUUAUCUGGACAAGUCCCAGCGGGAGGCACCCAUAUCCUAGAAGAUCAAUAGACCAGAGUGGCAUGGUGUACAAGGUUGGCAGCAGCCUGACAAUUGAAAAUGUCACCAUGCAAGAUGGGGGCCUCUACAUAUGCAAAACGUUCAACGUAACCAGGUUGGAGGCCAACGUGACAGUGACAGUGUAUGACAAACCUUUCCUUACAGUUUCACACAAGAAGGGGCCUUACUACGAGAUUACAUCAGGACACAAGUCACUGAAACUAGCUGCAAAGGUGGAUGCCUUUCCUCGUCCAAGUGUCACCUGGUACAAAGAUGGCAAACUGAUCAUGGACAACCACACCUGCUAUGAGCCUGAUCCAAUGAAGUACAGACUGGGCAUAAGAGAUGUGAGACCAAAGCAUGCUGGAAACUACACCAUUGUCUUGAGCAAUGCAAAAUAUGGCCUCUAUAAGAACCUCACCAUGCAGCUGGUAGUGACAGAGAGACCCAAAAUCUAUGAAAAGGAAACUGAUUUUGAUAAGAUUGAGCGGGUGGAAUUAAGAAGCAAACACAAGAUCCAGUGCACCGUGAGUGGGAAUCCUGACCCCAAGAUCGAGUGGAAGUGGCAGCCCUGCAGCCUCACAGACACACUAUGCAAACCUGAAGGGCAAAAAAUUGUGGUUCAGGAGAACAUGUUCAUAGGAAACAAGAUCAGAAGCAUUGAAAACAUAACUGUGAAGCAUGGAGAUAAAAGAAAGAUUGUGAGCACACUAACCAUGGAAAACAGCAGCACAUCAGGAAUCUAUUACUGUGUGGCUUCAAACAAGAUCGGUGAAGAAGAGAGGAGCAUUGAGUUCUAUGUCUCAGAUGUGCCGUUCGGGUUGCAAACGGACCCGCAAGUCACAACCAUUGUGGGGAACGACGUUCAGCUGACCUGCAGGGCCUCCAAGUACAUCUACAGCCACCUGGUCUGGUACUACCCCUCCUCAGAGAUGGCCCCCAGCGACUCCGUGGUCAAAAAAACUGACAACUAUUCCAUUUCUUUGACGCUGGUCAUGACUAACGUCACCAAGGAACAGAGUGGCAUCUACAGGUGUGGAGCUCAGAACCAGCACAACAGCACCGACACACUCGAACAGACCACCCACCUCCACAUCAGAGCAAAGGCAGCGCCAUAUGUGAUACAAAACCUCACGGAUCUGGAGGUUAACAUCAGUGGCAAGAUCAUGCUCGAGUGCAAAGUCAGUGGAACACCAGACCCUCAGAUCACAUGGAAGAAGAAUGGCUACCCCAUUUCUGCAGCAUCAGGAAUUUCCAUGGAAAACAACACCCUGGUCAUCGAGCGAGUGAAAAAGGAUGAUGAAGGGCUCUAUGAAUGCAAGGCAUCCAAUGACAUGGGCCAAGACAGUACAUCAGCCUUCAUCAAAAUCCAAGGUUCAGAGGAGAAAUCCAACAUUGAAGUUAUCAUUCUGGUCUGCACUGGCCUAGCUGCUACCCUCUUCUGGCUUCUUCUGACUCUCUUCAUUCGGAAACUGAGAAAACCUGAUGCCACAGAUAUUAAAACAGGAUACCUGUCAAUUAUCAUGGAUCCAGAGGAGAUGCCUCUUGACGAGCAGUGUGACCGACUGCCCUACGACAGCAGCAAGUGGGAGUUCCCAAGAGACAGGCUGCGGCUGGGUAAAACACUGGGUCAUGGUGCUUUUGGGAAGGUGGUGGAGGCGUCUGCUUUUGGCAUUGAUAAAUCUUCAACCUGCAAAACAGUUGCCGUAAAAAUGCUUAAAGAAUGCGCAACUACUAACGAAUGCAAGGCUUUGAUGUCCGAACUCAAGAUCCUCAUCCACAUAGGACAUCAUCUGAACGUAGUUAACCUGCUGGGAGCCUGCACCAAAGCUGGAGGUCCUUUAAUGGUCAUAGUGGAAUACUGCAAAUAUGGCAACCUGUCCAACUACCUAAGAGGAAAGCGAGGAGAUUUCAUCGCCUACAAGUCCCAGGAAAACUCAGACCAAGCAGAGAAAAGCCUGGAUGAGUCCAACAGUGAUUUGACCGAACUGAUCAAGAGGCGCCUUGAGAGCGUGGCCAGCACAGGAAGUUCUGCCAGCUCUGGAUUUAUAGAAGACAAGAGUUACAGUGAUUCAGAAGAUGAUGAAGAAGAUGCUGAGGAUCUCUACAAGAGGCCCCUGACUUUGGAGGAUCUGAUUUGCUACAGCUUCCAAGUGGCAAAAGGCAUGGAGUUUCUCGCCUCCCGAAAAUGCAUCCACCGGGAUUUGGCAGCAAGGAACAUCCUUCUUUCAGAGAACAACGUGGUUAAGAUCUGUGACUUUGGGCUAGCCAGAGAUAUUUAUAAAGACCCCGACUACGUACGGAAAGGAGAUGCAAGGCUCCCACUCAAAUGGAUGGCUCCAGAAGCUAUUUUUGACAAGAUUUACACAACACAGAGUGACGUGUGGUCUUUUGGAGUGCUGCUCUGGGAAAUAUUUUCUCUAGGUGCCUCACCAUACCCUGGAGUGCAGAUAGAUGAGGACUUUUGCCGACGGCUCAAGGAAGGAACUCGGAUGAGAUCUCCAGAGUACUCUACUCCAGAAGUCUACCAGACAAUGCUGGAUUGUUGGCAUGGAGUACCCACAGAGAGACCCACUUUCACAGAGCUCGUGGAGCGCUUAGGAGACCUCCUUCAAGCCAACGUACAGCAGGAUGGGAAAGACUACAUUCCACUGAACAUCACCUUGUGUCCUGAUGGAGAAUCAAACUCUAAAACCUGUCCUGCAGAAGAAAACCUGAACAACUGUGUUAAUCGUUGGAGUGCACUGGAAAGCGGUAGCAACAGCAAGAAGCGACCACUGAGUGUGAAGACAUUUGAUGAGGUGCCAGUGGAAAAGCAGAAAGUGGUGCGUGAGGAGUCAGACAGUGGGAUGGUGCUGACCUCAGAGGAGAUAAAGAGCCCAAAGAGGCUGGAAAUCCGCUCCUGGCCUUACGGAAUCAUGGCUCUGGCGCGGAGAGCUGUGAGCAAGAGCAAAGAAUCCAUAUUGUCUGACCACGAGGCUGUCAAAUACCAGCCAGCAGUGCAGGUAGAAGAGGACAACAUGGACUUGACACUGGAAGACUCUGUUCUCCUUCCAAUGGAUCCAAACCUGGAAUGCCACAGCCCACCUCCAGAUUACAACUCUGUUGUUCACUACUCAGCCCCUCCAGUGUAAUCAGCCCAGCCUGACACUGGGCAUCUUGCUCUUCUCAAUCACACUAGAUUGACAUGCCUCCAUGCCUGGAUAAAGAGGCUAGGUGACAACAGAAGGGAAAUCUGACAGGAUGAUGGCUCAUGUGUUUCUUCUGACACAUCUCUGAUGUGGAGAAACAUUUUAAGAGCAUCUUCUUUGCUGUCUCUAAAUGCCUAUUGCAGAACUCAAGUUCUGGCUGUCAGAACCAUCAGUAGGAGCAGUAACCCUGAAUUGCUUCCACUUCUUCCUCCCCUGGCUGGGACUGUUCAUUGACACAUGCAGAUUUACAAGUUCCUUCAUGCACCUUUUGCUCCAUAAGAGUCACUGAGAGCCAUGUCAAGCUAGCUGUGAAAGCAGGAUUUAUUCCACUGGCCCUGCACACAUCCUGCAGGAAUCAUUCAGCAGGAUGCUGUAAGAGAUCAGCUGAAAACACCACCAAUGCUUUGAGUUUGGAAAUAUCCCAAACUGAAACAACAUCCCUUACAAAGAUUUCUGAAAUCCAGGAUAUUUUACUUGCAAUUUAUGAUUGAAUCAUUUCCACUGCCCACAAGAUGCCCUCCUAAAAAUUGAUAUGGCAGAGGGAAGGCAGAUAGCACUCCUGUAUCAUGAGGCAGGCUCACCUUUCAGGCCACCAGGGCAGUUUAUGUGAUUAAAUCUGUUUCUGUGUGUUUUCUGCUCAUUCAAACAGCAAUUUAUUUAGCACACAUGCAAUAGGGAACCUUGAUGGAGAUGCAUCUAUAAUGAUUGCAAGGUGAAAAGAAACAAACAAAAUCACUGCCUGAAAAAACAACUUUCUUAGGUUUAAAUGGGCAGAAUUUGCCACUGCAUGGGUGUGUAGGAUACUCAUUAUCAACACAGGAGUUACACCUAAAUAUAUGUGUAUCAGCUAGGUAGCAGCAUUUUAGUUUCAUUUCUGCGCACAAGCUACUUACUAAAAAGAAACCAACAACAAAAAAGCAUUUCCUUGAGAUUCUGUGGUGGCUGACAGUUGGAUCCUGGGAAUAGCAGCCCAUGCUAAACUCACAUGUGUGAUGCAUUUAUCUAACUGUCUGGCCAAGGUGAAAAUUGGUGUGACAGGCAGUGUCCUCUGCGACUAAACCCUUCAUGGGUUCACGAUUACCCAAAGUUUUUUUUGCAGCCUCCUCAUGAAAGGCUCCUAGAUUCUCCCAUUUGAGAAAUUAAAGUAUGUUGCCCCCCACCCAAAAGCUGGCAGGGACUGUAGGUCUGCAAGUACACCUACCCAGGUCCUGUGCAUAUCACAUAUAUACUCAGCAACAUCAAAAAUGGGCAAACAAUCCUUGUCAUUUAAUGUGCUGCAUAACAAUCAGAGCUGACUUCAGAAACGUAGGAAGGGAAGAAGCAUCUAGGUUGCGAGUAGAAAAAGCCAGGAUGAGAAAGAUGUUUGUUGACAGUCAAGGCUAUAAACUCCUAUUAGAAACCCAAGUCUGUAAAUGACUUUGCCCAACACAACACUUUCCUUUUCUUAGACUUGACACUGAUUAGAUUACUUCAGUUAAAAAAAAAAAAAGGUUUUUCUUCACGAUUAUACAUUAAAAGAAAACAAAAACCUCCUCCAACACUUGCAAAACAAUUCUGUUACCGUGGUGAAGACAACCUCAACACCCUCGCAGCAGCAGAGAAAACAUUUCUGGAUGAUGGGUUGCAGUCGGUUACAGUGAAGUAAACACAAACAAGCCUCAGGUAUCAUCACAGGGGGAGCAAAACCUCCAAACCCCACAGCAUGUUAACUGUGAAUGCUACAGCGUCUGAAGGACAGGCUCUUAGGAACUGCACUUCUCCUUGACUUCAGCUUCAACGUAUUAAGGAAAUCACCUGCAGUAACUUACAAGCGCCUUGCUCACAGGGGAUCUGCUGUGGUCUGUAGUUGCUUUAUGGUCAUUUUUGCACGUCUUUGUAUUUUAGUAGCUCUUAUGUAAGAACUGGUCACAUAACAGAAGAAAUUACUGGGAAAGAAUUCAUCUGGUGAGCCUCAGAAAGCUCGCUGGAUCAGUUUUUCCAUCACACAGUAAAUUAUCUCUCUGCAGCUCUGAUCAAAUCCACCAUUUUUUGGGAGUAAUUUAUUCACGUGGAAAAGAGAAAAGGUGCAGAGGUUUUGUCUGGUUCUGCUGUUGAUAGCAUCAGUGUGAGUGGUUUGUUACUGUGCCUUGUUCUGGAGGGUAAGCAAGUGAUAGUGUUUCAAAGUCUUUGCUGAAGAACUUUAAAGUAGAGACAGAGAUAAAAGCCUGCUUGAAUGCGCUGUGUUUUGAGAAAGAAUGGGAAACGCUGCUGAGUGAACUGCCUGCUUCUGGAAGAACUGAGUGGAUCAACUUUUCACUUCAAAAAUGAGCUGUGGAGGCUUCUCUCAUUCCAGAAGAACCUGAAGCAUGUUUCCUGAGUGGGACCCAAACAGAUGCAGGUCUCUUUAUGGGAAUAGCUUUUUUCAGGUGAUGUGAAAACAGGCUCAAGUGCUCCAGACAUGUUUUGUAACCCUGGUGGCACUGACAGCUCCUUAAAAACCGAAGGCUCCUCUGCAGUGGUGAAAGCAGUAGCCACUUGGAGCAGAAGGGAUGGUCACUUCCUCAAAGAGCUGAGGCCCUCUACCCCUAUGCUAACCACCUUCAAGUGUCCUGGAAACUGCAAGUGACUGAUGUUUGGGCAGCUGUUUCCAAUGUUUGCUUUGAGUGGAAGAUUUAUUUUAUUUUUCCUCCUUAUAGUAAAUGUAACAAGCAAAAGUAUUACCUGAAAAGUAUUAUUGAACAUAAGUCUCCUAUUGCAUUUACUAAUAUUUUGUUUGUCCUUUGCUCUCCUCCCUUAAUUUAAUUAUUGUGCUUUUUCUUACAGUGAUGUAUAUAGUUUACUCAGUAGAAACAAAUAGAGUGAUUCAUUUAUUUGGUAAAAUGUGCAACAUCUUAGUCCAAAGGAGAGAGAUAACCAGACAUAACAGAGUUACAUAUCCUUACUAAACAGUUCACUAAUGCUUGCAGGCCAGGCUCCAGUUUACAGUAUCCUACUAGUGCCAUUUCAUAGCAGUUCUCCUCUUGGCUCUCACUUCUCCAUGUUUAGUUCUGGUUAGGAAACAGGGAUCUGGCAGAAUCUGGCAGGUUUGUCUCAUUCCUUCAAGUGUUACCAUGCAGAUCAUGGUAAGUGAGGAAUUUUCACUGCCUGCUUCAAUCAAAGGCUGGUCCAUCAGCCAGAGGAUCAGAAAGGGCCAAAUUGUUUAACUGAUGUGCUGAUGGCCAUUUUUUCAGACUUCUCAGGGAUUCUCAUUCCACUCCUGGCAGCCACCUGCUUUAUCUAACCUGAGUUCAAUGACACCUGGGAUUAACACCUACCUUUCUUUUCUUUAAAUGGUGCUUACUCCUACUUGUUUUGCCCUCUUGCAACCACAAAGUAGGGCAAAGGAACUCAGAGCUCAACAUAGAGAUAUAUUGUCUUCUCCAACAAUCACCUGACACAUAGGUGACCAAGGAUAAGUGCCUUCACCUGCAUGUUUUUGUUCAGGCUGGUGUUUUAACAGUCUGCUUUCCCCUCUUCUCCUCUUUACCUUUCAUCUGCUUGUUUUUUUCAGGGACCUGUUGAAACUCUUUUCUCUACCUUUUGAAUAAGAUCAAGUAGAGGACUCAUUUCACUUCGCUAUUCCCUGCUCUCACAGAGGCUGAACACGACAACAUAAAGCAAGCUUUUGUCACAUGAAAACGCUUUUUAACACAGGCAGGGAAAAUUAGUUUAUAUUGCUUUGUUUGGAAGCCUUUCUGUAUCUUCCCUUAAAAGAGAGAAGCUUUUUAAUCUAUUUGUUUUCAAUAAUGGUGUCUGGAAAAAAACAAAGCUUUGGUGACCAUCUACUUGAAUCUUAUCUUUCUCUAAGUAUCACCCAAACAAUAAGUUUGCUCCUAAGUUUGUCCAAGUUAUCCUCACGGGAAGAAGGUCAUAACCCAAACAUUGGGCCCACAUCAUUUACUCAGGAUAUCAAGGUCAAAUAAAAACCUAAAGCCUGAGUAAUAGUCUCACAUGAAACCACUGAAUGUUGAAGACAUACAUUUAGGGUUGCCUGCAGACACAAAGUGCUCUGCUUAAGCCAUCCCACCAGCGCAAACACUUCUCUCCAGCUCGCCUGCUUGGCAAACACUUAGAUAACCUAGUUAGAGCCCAGCCUGGUUGGACAAUCACAGAUAACCUAGGACAUCAGGCACUUCUCUUAGUCUUUAUGCUCUUGUACACUGUAGGAAUGUUUGUUACUAUGUAAGCCUGUAACCAGCCAGUCAACAGUUUGACUUCCCUGUGAUCCGUCAGGCUGAGUGUUGGCACUGCCCUGUCACAUCCUCUCUUGCUUUACAAGUUUGAUCUGUCCCUGUUGCAGCUGGAAGCAUGUAGGCUCAGAUCAGUGGACUCUGGCUCCCACCAGCACCAACUGCACAACACUCAAAAGCCAUAGAAUGGUUUUGCUUGCAAAAGACCUUUAAGAUAGAGUCCAACCAUUAACUAAUGCUACUAAGUCUGGUGCUAAACCACAUCACUCAGCACCACAUCUCUGCAUGCACAUCUCCUAAUGACUAUCCCUAACAUACCAGAUUCCACAACAAUUUCCUUCACAAUUCCACCUACACCUCUAAAUCUAAACAGGAUGGAGCAAAAUCUCACAACUUAGAAACACCAAAAAUGUUAGCACACAGUUGCUAGUUUUGAAUGGUUGGAUCCUCCUUAAUGGGACAAAUACUCUUUUGUUAAUGGCUUUCUCAACUGGUUCCUGAUGUGUUGUGUUUGCCUGUUUUUUUGCCCCCAAACCAAAUAGAUUCAAUUCUAAUUUACUAACUGCUUACUAAAGCAUUGUAAACUUUCAAGUAAUAGACUUGUAGACUGGUUUGUGUUAGAAGGGACUGCUAGAAGUCAUCUAGUCCAAGGUUAAAGGACCAUUGGACUUUUCUAAACACAGGAUUUAGCCAGGAUCAAGACCAUAUUUGGAAACUAGCCUGUAAGUUUAUCACAAAUUGAAUGAUAAAUACAACAGGCAGAAAGAAUUCUUUUGUCCCUCCCUACAGAUAGCAAUGGCCAAACCUCAAGGUUAAUCUUCCUGAUUUUAUACUAUGUCACAAAAACCCAGAAAGACUUUGGAGAAAGUAAUGACACCAGCACCACCUUAGGCAAGCAACAUUCAGGGAGGACUUCUGGAUUUAACCCUCUCGAGAGUCCAUCACUGUAUAAGACGUAAGUGCUGAGCCCAAGCACUGGCUUGUUUGGUUGAUGUGUGUUGGUUUUAUAUCAGCAUAGAAAGUGUGCUGGACUGGGACAUUUGGACCCCAAGUCUGGGCUGUAGUUCCAGAGAGACCACUGUGGUGUGCACUGAGCAAUGUCCCCUUGCUUCACCUCAUAAUCCUGUGCCACAAGAGCCAGCACCUCCUCACUAAUCAACUUUUUUCCUUAGACCUUGAGUUGUCAAAGCAGCUACUAGAAAGUGGGAAAACCCCAGUAGCUUGGGACUUAAACACUAAAGAAACAUUUGUCUGCCAUGUUCCUGCCUGAAGAAUGUAUGCACUGAAAUCAAUGCUUUCUUAUGUAGUCAAAAAUUGUACUGUAUCUAUUAACCAAAAAUAAAGAAAUAAACAGAUUCUAUAUUUAUACA